AUGCCCAUUCGCACAGACGAACGCCCCCAAACGGGCGCCGAGCAGCAUCGGGCCUGGUGGAAGGAGGGAUCCGCCUACCAGAUCUAUCCGGCCUCAUUCUGGGAUUCGACGGGCUCCGAUAUAGGCGACCUCAAGGGUAUAAUCUCCAAGGUCGAUUACCUCAAGUUGCUCGGCGUCGACAUCGUCUGGCUCUUCCCGAUUUUCGAGAGCUCACAGAUUGACAUGAUCGACCCUCAGUGCGGCUCAAUCGAGGAUGUCGAUGUCUUGAAAGUCGAGCUCCAUGGACGGGACAUGAAGCUGGUGCUGGACCUGGUGAUGAACCACACCAGCGACCAGCAUGAGUGGUUCAAGCAGUCCCGGUCCUCCAAGGACAACGAGUACCGUGACUGGUACACAUGGAAGAAGCCCAAGUUUGACGCCCAGGGCAAUCGGCAGCCCCCAAACAACUGGCAGUCUCAUUUCCAAGCCCGAACCUCCACCCCUGAAAAGGAAGCGCAUGGGAGUUCGACGAGAGGGGAAUACUACCUCCACCUCUACUGCAAGGAGCAGCCGGACCUAAACUGGGAAACCCCAGCCGUGCAACGGGCCGUCCACGAGACGGUGCGGUUCUGGCUCAACCGCGGCGUCGAUGGCUUCCGCAUCGACGUCAUCAACUUCGUCAGCAAGGACCAGGCCUUCCCGGACUCGGACGGCAAGGUGAGAUACCCGGGCACCGAGUUUUACGCCGCCGGGCCAAGGCUGCACGAAUACCUCCAGGAGCUAGGUUUCACCCUGGAGGAGUACGACGCCUUUAGCGUCGGCGAGAUGCCAUGCGUGACGGACACGCAUGAGAUCAUCAAGAGCGUGCAGAGCGGCCGCGGGGAGCUGAACAUGAUUUUCCAUUUCGAAUUGCGAGUUUCAUGGACAUCGACCACGGCCCGGGCGGUGACGCGGUUCGGUAACGACGACCCGGCCUACCGCGCCCAGAGCGCCAAGAUGCUCGCUCUCUUCCUCGGCUUCCAGUCCGGCACCCUGUCUGCGUACCAGGGCCAGGAGCUCGGCAUGCACAACAUGCCGAAGGAGUGGUCCAUGGACGAGUACAAGGACGUGGAUUGCCUAACCCAUUGGAAGGCAAUCACAGACCACGCCACCCCAUCCGAGCUCGCGGCCUUCCGCGCAGAGUACCGCAACAAGUCGCGCGACAACGCCCGCACGCCGAUGCAGUGGGACGCGACCGCCCCGCACGGGGGCUUCAGCCUCCUCCUCGACGACGCCGUGGAUACGCGCGAACCCCAGCCACGCCUCGGGCGUCAACGCCGCCGACCAAGCGGCCGACCCGGCGUCCGUGUUCCACUGUUGGAGGGAGCCGUCCUCGCGGCGCGGAGGCAGCUCGCCGACGCCCUCGCGGACGAGAGGGUGUUUGCGUACCUGCGCGCGUCGUCGGCCGCGGGGGGGGGGCGGGGCGAGAGGGUCGCUGUGGUGUGCAACUUCUCCGCCUAUGUGGUUGUGUGGGAGGGGCUGCCGGGGCGGGUCUGCGAGGUUGUCCUUUCUACUACGGGGAAGGGGGUGGAGGAUUUCGAGGGCGGGCGUGUUCAGCUGUCGCCGUAUGAGGCUGUGGCGGUGUUGUGUUAG
Molecule: messenger RNA, 1611 nt
Organism: Phialemonium atrogriseum
Lineage: Eukaryota; Fungi; Ascomycota; Sordariomycetes; Cephalothecales; Cephalothecaceae
Product: glycoside hydrolase superfamily
Exons: 6
Coding region: 1-1611 (536 amino acids)
Biological process (GO): sucrose catabolic process; maltose catabolic process
Molecular function (GO): sucrose alpha-glucosidase activity; glucan 1,4-alpha-maltotriohydrolase activity; alpha-amylase activity
Source: RefSeq, a predicted model, not a curated record